Molecule: messenger RNA, 1303 nt
Organism: Nothoprocta perdicaria
Lineage: Eukaryota; Metazoa; Chordata; Aves; Tinamiformes; Tinamidae
Gene: DKK3
Product: dickkopf WNT signaling pathway inhibitor 3
Exons: 7
Coding region: 65-988 (307 amino acids)
Biological process (GO): multicellular organism development; negative regulation of canonical Wnt signaling pathway
Cellular component (GO): extracellular region
Molecular function (GO): receptor antagonist activity; co-receptor binding
Source: RefSeq, a predicted model, not a curated record
CGCGGCGCUGUGGUGCGGGGCGGCGGGCGGCGCGGGCCGGCGGCGGGCGGCCAGCCUGGGCGAGAUGCUGCGCGAGGUGGAGGCGCUCAUGGAGGACACGCAGCACAAGCUGCGCAACGCGGUGCAGGAGAUGGAAGCUGAAGAGGAAGGGGCAAAAAAGCUGUCCGAAGUAAAGUUUGAAAACUUACCUCCCACCUACCAUAAUGAGUCCGACACAGAAACCAAAAUUGGCAAUAAGACUGUUCAGACUCACCAAGAAAUUGAUAAGGUUACAGAUAACAAAACUGGAUCAACAGUUUAUUCUGAGGUUGUUAUUACAUCUAUAAGAGAUGGAGAAAACAAAAGAAAUCAUGAGUGUAUCAUUGAUGAAGACUGUGACACAGGGAAAUACUGCCAGUUCUCCAGCCUGGAGUACAAGUGUGAGCCCUGUAAAACCCAGCACACACACUGCGCACGGGACGUCGAGUGCUGCAGCGACCAGCUCUGCGUGUGGGGCGAGUGCAAGCAAGCGGCUUCCAGGGGCGAGAACGGCACCAUCUGUGAGAACCAGCAGGACUGCAAACCUGGAACGUGCUGUGCUUUCCAGAAAGAACUACUGUUUCCUGUGUGCACCCCAUUACCUGAGCAAGGUGAACCCUGCCACGAUCCUUCCAACAGACUUCUCAACCUCAUCACCUGGGAGCUGGAACCUGACGGAGUCCUUGAGCGAUGCCCGUGCGCAAGUGGCUUGAUCUGCCAGCCGCAGAGCCAGAGCACUGUGUCUGUGUGCGAACUAUCCACUGGAGAAACCAGAAGCAAUGAAAAAGACGACCCCUUAAUCAUGGCUGAGAUGCCCUUUCCUGGUGUGAUACCCAGAGAGCUGCUCUCUGAUUACGAAGAAAGCAGCAUCAUUCAGGAAGUGCGCAAAGAAUUAGAAAGUCUUGAGGACCAAAUAGGUUUGCAAGAGCCUGACUCUGCUCAUGAGCUGUUUUUAGGAGAUGAAAUUUGAAGUCCCAACACCAGUUUAGUUAUUCACUUAUUUCUAUGAUUUUUGUCUCUAGUGUCUUGCUUAUAUAAACCCUAAGCGCAUACUGCUGGAUAGAAGUGCAAUAAAAAAGGUUUUUGGUGAGCACCCUUUCCUGGGCACCAACGCUGCAUGUUCAACUACAGCUGAUUUCAUUCUGUCAACCCUUGGAUCAAUCAUCUGCUUAAAAGACAAGUAAGAAAUCCCAGCAUUUCCUUUGGAUUGGUAUGUCCCCUUUUCACAUUAGAACUAAACCUGCCAGUGCUUGUACUCAUUAAAAGUAUUAACUUAUUAGCAAUC